CAUAUGGUACUUCGCCGACUUGUGCUUCAAGACAGCAACACUGCACGGCAAGGCAUGUCCAAAAUAUGUCUAUUUGCAGCCUGGAAUGAUUGCCAGCGUGAGCUUGAAGGAAUUCACACUGUUGCUGCGCGCUGAAUCUUGGAGCAUCACAGUGAUGUGCUAUGUGUACACAUUCGAUACCGCUCGCAAUGAUGCUAUUUUCAAGCUUUCUGUACGACAUCCCACCCACAUCGUAUCGCAUCGGUACCUGCUUAGUGACUCCGCAUGUUGUACAUCAUGCAGCCAAGCGCUCAUGCAGGGCGAGCGUCACUCCACCACCGGAGGAAGGUCUGUGUGUCUGGACAGACUCGUCUCGCAUCCGUGACACGAAAGCUUGUUUGCAGCAUCCCCACCACGGGCGGAGAGUUGCGAAAUCUGCUCGAAAUUGGAAUGAAGAUCUAUUACAAAGACUAGUGGCUCGGGAUAUGUCGUUCCGGAAUUUCUGUACGAAAAGUGUGCGCAGGGCGAGGAGAUGUAGAAAUACAACGUAGAUGUGCAAGAUACAGUGCGGUAUGCAACGAGCGCGAGUCAUCGCAGCAGAUGAAAGCCAGCCCAGUCUAUGCUGGUGUCGAUGCGUCCUGUCU
Messenger RNA from Macroventuria anomochaeta, 623 nucleotides. RefSeq lists its product as uncharacterized. The record is from RefSeq and is a predicted model, not a curated record. The transcript has a single exon. The coding region runs from base 162 to 530 and encodes 122 amino acids. NCBI's taxonomy places the organism in Eukaryota, Fungi, Ascomycota, Dothideomycetes, Pleosporales, Didymellaceae.